AUGAGACUCCGUAUCCGCGGUCCAUCCGGACAGGCAACUGUUGCUUUGGACAACAGUGCUACCGUGGGCGACCUGCAAACUCAAAUCGCAGACAACACCGGAUUAACGCAGUUCGACGUGAAAUAUGGAUAUCCCAACCUCAAACCACUUGCGCUGAACGAGUUUCCUGCGGACCUCCGGAUCACGGACCUGGGAAUCGAACUGAAUGGCGAACAGCUGAUCGUGACGAAGAAGGAGGGCGUGGCGGACGAACAACCAAGUGGAAACAUUUCAGAGACAGCUCCAACUCAACAGCAAUCACAACCGCUCGAGAAGACGGCCCCCAAAGGCGACUCCGAUGACCCGCCGGAGAUCGCAUCCCCCGACCAUGGGGGCACCUUUGUCCUACGGAUCAUGCCCGACGACAACUCCUGUCUCUUUCGCGCGGUUGGCAGCGCCAUCAUGGGUGGUAUGGACACGAUGAAUGAACUCCGAUCGGUGGUCGCUCAGACAAUCCAAGCACACCCGGAGCUCUACUCCGAGGCGGUUCUGGAGAAGAAGCCCGAUGACUACUGUCGCUGGAUCCAGAACGAGGACUCGUGGGGCGGCGGAAUCGAGCUUAGCAUUCUGAGCAAGCAUUUCGACAUCGAGAUCUGCUCAAUCGACGUACAGACCCUGCGCGUUGAUCGCUUUAACGAGGGCCCUCGCACCCGGUGUAUCCUGGUCUACUCCGGUAUCCACUAUGAUACGAUUGCGCUGUCGCCGUCUGAACCUCCGUUCACCCAUGCGUAUGCGCCUCCCGAGUUCGAUACCAAGGUCUUUGAUGCUGCCGAUCCGGUGGUGUUGGAGAAAGCGUUGGAGCUCUGCAAGGUGCUGCAGGGCAAACAUUACUACACGGAUACCGCUGGCUUCCGCAUUCGCUGCAAUACAUGCGGUGCUGUUUUGAUCGGGGAAAAAGGUGCGGCCCAACACGCGACUCAGACGGGACACUAUGACUUCGGAGAAGCAGCUUAA
Aspergillus terreus NIH2624 is the source of this 993-nucleotide messenger RNA. Its product is annotated as ubiquitin-specific protease OTU1. The record is from RefSeq and is a predicted model, not a curated record. Gene Ontology annotation, molecular function: cysteine-type deubiquitinase activity. NCBI's taxonomy places the organism in Eukaryota, Fungi, Ascomycota, Eurotiomycetes, Eurotiales, Aspergillaceae. Gene Ontology annotation, biological process: endoplasmic reticulum unfolded protein response; protein deubiquitination. The transcript has a single exon. Bases 1 to 993 code for a protein of 330 amino acids. Gene Ontology annotation, cellular component: nucleus; cytosol.